ACAGAGAGCCACCUGCGCAGGCGCACGGCGGCCGAGGACCGGCCGGGCACACGCCGGAGAGCGGGCGGGCGGGCGCGCGCCAUGGAACAGCGGUUAGCCGAGUUCCGGGAGGCCCGCAAACGGGCCAGUCUGGUAGCCCAGCCCUCCACGUCGAGCCAGAGCGUGCAGACCUCAGGAGCGCAGGCGGAGCCAGCGGCGGCGACCCCAAAGACAGCCGCGGGCUGGCUGACUCGCUUCCUGACGUGGAAAGAAAGCCCCGCCGUAGCUCGGGCUCAGCCCAACCAGCCUCAGGAAGCAGGCCAGCAGCUCCCCGAGAGCACAGCGGUCCCUCUGCCUUCCUCCUGCCGCCAGUCUUUCCUGACUAACAUCACCUUCUUGAAGGUUCUCCUCUGGUUGGUCCUGCUGGGUCUGUUUGUGGAACUGGAGUUUGGCCUGGCUUAUUUUGUUCUGUCCAUGUUCUAUUGGAUGUACGUAGGGACUCGGGGUCCCGAGGAGAAGAAAGAAGGGGAAAAGAGUGCCUACUCUGUGUUCAACCCGGGCUGUGAAGCCAUCCAGGGCACUCUGACUGCUGAGCAGCUGGAGCAAGAAUUACAGCUCAGACCCCCCCAGGGGAGGUAGGAGUGGCCCCAGCUGGUCCUCCUAUCCUUGAGCAUGGACUUUAGAGGACAAAGGACAGCUUUCAGGGUGGUCACAGUCUCCAUGUUGGCCCGAUCUGCUGCAGUUUCAACUUUGAACUCCUCUUUGAUUUAUCUGAAUUUUUCUAAAGGACACUCAGGGUGAGGCUGAGCAGUAUAUAAAAGCCACAUAAGGAGGCUGGUCUGUCUCAUGCCAUCCUGGCAUGCUGGGGAUGCACUGUGAGGGUCUCGGGUUACUGAGUGAUUCGGUGGGUGAGUGGGCACAUUGGGGCUCCUUUUAAAUGUUUUAAUAUUUACAUAGCUAAGUUCCAGGCCAGGGAAACUGGUCUGUCCCCCACCUCGACUAUGUGAAUGUUUUGUUCAAAUGUAUAUGAAUAUACUAUGUGUGUGCCUGGUACCCUCAGAGCUCCAAAGAGAGCAUCAGAUCCUCUGGGACUUGAGUUAUGGAUGUUUGUAAGCCACUGUAUGAGUGCUGGGAACUGAACCUCAGUCUUCUGUGAGAGCAUCAAAUGCUCAUUACCACCGAGCCAUCUCUCUAGCCUUCAAAAAUAAAAAUAAAAAUAAAAAUAAAAAUAAAAAGUACUUUCAGAAUUAUUUUCUCAAAAGGUUUAGGUUGUAAGGUUUAGGAAGUUGUGUUUUUGUCUUGUUUCUCCUCUUUUCCAUCAUCAAUGCUAUUGAAAUAUAAAAUGUCUUUAAGAUUCUUUCUAUAAGCAGGUCCCCAUACACUACCUGUGACCAUCUUUUAUUUUCCCCUUAACCCUGUCCCUCCUUAGGCAAGAAACCUAAGAGAAGAGAAAAAGUCUCAACAGGACAAAAUCACUAUUAGAGAUCAAAAAUAUUUAUUUUAUUUGUAUGAAUGUUUGUCCACGUAUAUGUGUGUACCACAUGCCUAAGGGUGUCAGAUCCCCUGGAAUUGGAGUUAUGCAUGGUUGUGAGCUGCCUUAUGGAUUCUGAGAACUGGCUCAUCUGCAAGAGGAGCUUGCUCUUGACUGCUGAGCCAUCUUCCCAGCCCCAAUAUUAGAAAUUUGAUAAGAGGUUAUUUAUGAUCAGUACAUCAAGAGAAAUUCUUGAGUGUGUGCAGAGGGAAGGGCUAGGAGGUAGGACUCUAGUUGUACUGCUUGGGUUGUGUCACACUUUCUUUUAUGUAUUUUUGAAAGGGUCUCCUGUAGCUCAGGCUGGUCUUAAACUCACUUCGUAAUUCUGGGUUACAUUUUGGGGACCAAACCUGGGCCUUUAGGUGAGCACUCGGUCAGUGGAGUACACUCCUGGCCCUUGCUUUUCAUGUUCCGAGUGCCGUAGAGUCUGUAUGUUUCUGUCUCUGGCCUCUAGUUAGCAGUGUGUAGACAGCAGCUGUUGGACCUGGUUUGAGUGUUGUUUCUUCUUCCAGUACAAUGGUGGAGUUUAGGUUCUUUGGAAUUGGGCCACACAUACUUUUUCUGUGAGUCAUUCUGAUGAAUAAAAAGAUUAAUUUUUGCUCAAACUUAAGGUUUUAAAAAGUUAUUGGUUCCUUCAGUGAUUUUUCACUUUCAGAGUUAAAUUAUAAUCCUUACAUUAUGAAGGUAACUUUGUAUCUCUCUCUCUGUGUGUGUAUGUGCGAAUAUGUAUGUGCUGGUGUCCACAGAUGCCAGAAGAUCUAGAGAUUACAGGCUGUUGUAAGUCACCCAAUGGGGAUACUGAGAACAGAACUUGGAUCUUCUCCUAACUACUGAGCCGUCAACCCAGAUCCUGAAGUGUUAUUACCCUCCUAGGUACUUGGACAUGAUCGGAAACAUGCAGACAGACCUCUUCCCAAAAGGUGUGUGUACUGGCUUUGUAUUCUAGGAAAAGUGAGAUGUGAGCCAGAUGCGUGCCUGGCAGGGAGGAGAAGCAAGGAGUGUGUAUUUGCUGUUCUUGUCAGACCGUUAAGAUUUAUUUUGACAGUCUUGAUUUUCUGAACUUAGACCUGUUGACCUCAGAAUUUUCACUUCUAGUAGCCCCGAAUGAGACUGCCAUUAUGGGCAGUUCAGUCGUCAAAGAAAGAGACACAGUCUUUGUAGUUGCAUGUGGGAAUGUCAUUUCUGUCACCUUCAGCGUCUUACAGGCACAUUGUUUUUGCUCUUGUCUGGCCAUUGGCAGGGCCACAUUUAUUCCUAAGUAAAGAUGGCUUGUUUCUGUUGACCCCAAAGAAGAAUCCAGUUACAGGGCUCAGGGACUUUUUAAAGAAUUUGUUACCUGGGAGAACUUAGCCACUCUGCCUGCCAUGAAGGCUCAUUCCUUCUCACUCCAAUCUCAAGGCCCCUGGGAGCCCUGGGUGAUUGUCCUGCAGGCUGGCGGGCCAUUGAGUCCUCUCCCCAGGCUAAGUCAUGGCAAUGGUACCCCAGGAGCAAGGUCACUUUCAGCCAGUGCCAGCCAUUUCUGAGGGCUUCAGGUUGGGGAGUUUUUACCAAUGGUGAUUUUACGCUACUAGGACUGUGCAUUGAGCAUGGGAGGCUUCCAUCCCCUUUUGCCUUCUGGUUGAUUUGCACAGCUAGAUUAGGCAACUGGGCCUGCUGCAGAAAGUUCCACAGUUGGGAGAACCAGCCAUCCUCAUUUGGGCAGAAGCAAGCAAAAUGAGAACAAUGUGUUACAUUCCUGACACUCCAGUAACUAUUUGAGGGUUCUCUGGUUUUGACAUAAUGAGCCUCUGUGUAUCAGAAGUGGAGAAGAGCCAUUGAAUAGAUAGAGGGCUGGAGCAGAAUUCCAUGGAGCAUGUUGCCACCAAGGGGCAGUAUGGAGCUGCUGCAGCCUGCUCUGCAUCUCUCCCCUCACACUUGAUAUUUUAAGAGGAAACCUCUGCACUGCUUCUUGGGACCACUUAUGCUGGUCUGUUUUGUUUUUCAUUUCAAGAUUCAUAAAAUAAAGGCCUCCUCGCUGGUCGCAGAAAAGACUCUGAAAGCCCUCAGCAGUGAUUUAUUAUAUACGUAUUUUAAGAUAAAGUGGCCCCUCCCUAGGGCUAGCAGGCAGUCUUGUAGUUCCCUGUCUACUUCUGAGCUUCAAGGGUGCCCAGGCACAAUGGCUAGGAACUUAAAUAGCUAACAAAAAUUGGUCAUCAAACUAAAGAAGGUAAAGAUUUGAACUCAAGGCUUUAGUUUCUGUUGUGUUUUUAUUUUGAAACAGCAUUUAGGCCAAAGAUUUAUAGAUCCUGUUCUCAAAAAGCUGAGUGCACAGAGAACCAGGUCAUAUAGGGGACAGGUAUUUUGGGGGAGGUGUCUCAGAGACAGAACUCACUCUCUC
Apodemus sylvaticus (European woodmouse) is the source of this 3887-nucleotide messenger RNA. It is a transcript of the gene Saysd1, whose product is annotated as SAYSVFN motif domain containing 1. The transcript is spliced from 3 exons. Bases 82 to 618 code for a protein of 178 amino acids. The record is from RefSeq and is a predicted model, not a curated record. NCBI's taxonomy places the organism in Eukaryota, Metazoa, Chordata, Mammalia, Rodentia, Muridae.